This is a messenger RNA of Phragmites australis (common reed), 2716 nucleotides long. Its product is annotated as ubiquitin C-terminal hydrolase 13-like. Gene Ontology annotation, molecular function: zinc ion binding. The record is from RefSeq and is a predicted model, not a curated record. NCBI's taxonomy places the organism in Eukaryota, Viridiplantae, Streptophyta, Magnoliopsida, Poales, Poaceae. The transcript has 14 exons. The coding region runs from base 775 to 2253 and encodes 492 amino acids.
CCAUCGGCGAAGUCGCCGGCGUUUAUCCUGCGUCGUGGGGCUGGCGAUGAGGCGUGGGUUUGUGAUACUUGCGCCCGCGCGCGUGUGUGAGAGAGAGGAGGUCUGCAUCGGCGAAGUCGCCGGCAUUUAUCCUGCGUCGGGGCGCUGGCGAUGAGGCGUGGGCGCGGCGCGCGUGUGUGUGAGAGAGGAGGUUUGCAUCGGCGAAGUCGCCGGCAUUUAUCCUGCGUCGGGGCGCUGGCAUGUGUGUGUGAGAGAGGAGGUCUGCAUCGUUGAAGUCGCCGGCAUUUAUCCUGAGUCGGGGCGCUGGCGAUGAGGCGUGGGUCUGUGAUCGCUCUAUUGCUUGCUUAGAUAGGGGAAAAGAGGGGGAGGUGGUAGAGAGCGGCGGUGUUUGGUGUAAUCGCGCGGGGCAGAUCACCGGACCUUUUUAACCGCUCUAGCUCUAUUCUGAGUUGCUGUUGGGUGCUUGGUUUUUAGCAGUAUUGCAAGCUGGGGUUUCCGUUAAACAUCCAGUGAAAAUUUUUGGCCAUGGGUGUGAUGAAUGGUUCCAUGUGUUAGUUUACAUGUGAUGAUUGUGAUUACUCUUUUCAUUCCCUUCCUUGAAUGUGAAAUUAGUCAAUGCAUAGGGACUCAUGUUUAUUGCAUUCUUUACGCGAUGAUUGUGUCAUGUUCUCUUCCCGAGGGGACGAUUCUGUCAUGUUACCGCGCAACAUAGAACACUAGGACGAUUCUGAGGGCUUUUGUAUGAGUACUUUAAAUUCUUAAUUUUCAGUAAUUAUGCCUGGGGAUCAAAACAACAGGAAAGGUAUCAAAGUGAGGGAAAAUACCAUUAAAAUCAAGGUUACUCGAGAUGCUUACCUUACCAAGAAGGUAGGGUCUACAAUUUGUUUUGACCUUCUUGAUGGUCAUGAACCGAGCUACGUUAGAGCCUCGGAUGCGCAAUUUUGUGAAUUUAAAAAUGAGAUCGAGAGGAACUUUCGAGUGCCAGCUGAUAUGCAGAGGUGGUGGAUUUUCAUGAGAAGGGGCAAUAACACAUACAUGCCAUCCAGGGUACUAAGUAUAGAGGAGCAGGAUACAAUGAUUGGUGAUAUUGAAAAGUCCAUUGGUAGUGAAGGUUGUCUUGAUCUCUAUUUGGAGGUUGAAUAUGGGAUACUCUCAAAACCCGUCUACCCUCUUCCUAAGAGGGAUGAUGAAGUUAUGAUAUUCUUCAAAUUCUUCAACGCAAAGCGCUGCAGCUUUAAAUAUGUUGGCAGGCUUUCAUUACAACUCUCAAACAGACCCGUUAACAUUUUAGAAAAGCUGCGCGAAAUGGCAGAAAUUGGCCCUGGAGAAGGUUUAACUCUGUUCGAGGAAAUAUCUUUCGACCCUAAAGUGCUUUGCCACCCACUCAAGCUUGAUAUUUCCUUUGAAGACAACAAGAUAACUGAUGGAGAUAUCGUUUGGAUUCAAACUUCUGAAUCACAUUCGAAGAAUCAACAUAGGAGGCACAACGUGUCCUCAUUCCUUCAAUUCAUGUUCAAAAAAUCGAUUUCACUGGACCUUUAUCAAGAUAUUCUUCGCAAGUACUCACUAUUCAAAAGCAGUGGUUCGUCUCCAAUGACUGUGAACCCAUUCCUUGCAUCUUUGCGGGAUGAACUGGAGUUGAGUUUGAGUGACCAUGACUGCGUGCUGAAGGAUUUGGGUGGCCUAUCCCCACCAUGUGAACCUGUGUGUCAACCCACAGCACGGGUAAAGUCUAAAGAACAUCAGAAGCGUGCAGCCUCUGUUACCUUAGCAUUGUCACUGCCCCGGGGGCAACUGUCUGAUGAAGAUAGUAUCAUCAAGGGGUGGGACAAGAAAUGUGAUCGUACACUCUCAGAUUCCGAGGCACACCACCUUUUAAAAUUGAGAAUUAGUGUCAAGUGCGGAAAACAUUACAAGAAGCUAUCCUCUGUUUCCCUGCCAGCAUCACAACCUCAGGGGCAAUUGCCUAAUGAAUAUGAACCGAUCAAGGGAACCUAUCUACGGAACAAAGAGUCUAUGUCUGAUUCUGAGGUGUCUGGCAUGUCUGAUGCCAAGGCCCAAGAGGGAGAGGUGUCAUCCUCAGUGGCAAAACUGAAGUUCAGGAUGAGCACUAUUAAACCAAGCAAGCCAGGGGUUAACUAUCUUCUGGGCCAGGGGUCUUUCAUCACUUUGCUCUUUGCAAUUGAAACAGAACUUUCCUCCUCAAAUUUAUUGCAGACAAAAUGUAUGGCCUCCUUGGAUGCUGAUGUUUGAGAAGCAUAUUUUCUUUUCAGGGAAGCAUAUGGAUUCUACAUAUUCUUCUCAUUAGAAGUUGGAUUGCUGAGAAUGAGAUGUUCAUGUGAUUUUUUUUUUUAGUCAGAUCAUGUCGAGAUGCCUAUCACCAUGGAGGCAUGAAAUCAAUUCUGAAGCUCAUGUAAGUCAAGCAUGAUGUUGCCGCAUGACAAAGAUGGAGCUGGAUCUGGCUUUUGAUCUCAUGUGUGUUAACUAAUGAUAAUAAAUGAUGUACAAGUUUGCUUCUCGCAUGAGCCAUAUGAUGUACAACAUUGCUGCUACCGAGGUUUUGGUUACAAGUUUGAUCUUCUUUUGACAUGGAGGUGGCUCAAAAUUUGGCUCCUUGCGCCCUCCCAUCUUGAAAUCCCGGUUGCUUGCCUGUACAUGGAAUUGAGUAGUCAAUUUUUUGUAUAUGAACUUGAUUUCUCCCGGCAGAAGUUGCUUA